AUGGACUCACCUCACUCGUGGAAGCCUCCACCCCCCGACGUGCUCAAGAUAAACGUGGAUGGGUCCUUCGUACAAGAAACGGGGGAAGGGGCGAUAGCCUGUGUGUGUCGUGACAGCCAUGGUUUCCUGAUCGACAUCUUCGCCCCAACGGUGAGAGUGAACUCGGCGAUUCAAGUGGAAGCGACUGCCAUUGUAGAAACCCCAAAGUACUUUCAAGGAAGAACCGAAUCGGCGUUGGAGAUGGGAAACAGAUCAAGAAGAUCUCGGACGAGAGCAAGUUCGAGGUGGGUCCGGACAGAGGGCGCGUGGGGCAAGAGCGCGAGCAAGUACUAUGCCAAGGACGGUGUCGAGAUCAAGGAGGAGCAGAUCAAGGCCGGCGAAGAGAAGGCGAUGGGAAUGUUCAAAGCCAUCGAAGCCCAUCUCUUGGAAGACCCUGAUGCUUAA
Syzygium oleosum is the source of this 444-nucleotide messenger RNA. RefSeq lists its product as uncharacterized. The record is from RefSeq and is a predicted model, not a curated record. Gene Ontology annotation, molecular function: RNA-DNA hybrid ribonuclease activity; nucleic acid binding. The transcript has 2 exons. The coding region runs from base 1 to 444 and encodes 147 amino acids. Lineage: Eukaryota; Viridiplantae; Streptophyta; Magnoliopsida; Myrtales; Myrtaceae.